Molecule: messenger RNA, 2208 nt
Organism: Dicrocoelium dendriticum
Lineage: Eukaryota; Metazoa; Platyhelminthes; Trematoda; Plagiorchiida; Dicrocoeliidae
Source: the annotation of a GenBank genome assembly
AUGCGUCCCAUGCUUGCCGCCUACGAUUCUAUUCCGUCUGUGAAGGGUUUGGAUCGAGAACUGGACACUAUCCAUUCUGUCCUUGCCGAAAAGGUGCUUCGGGAACUCAAAAUCAUGCUUGCUGGAAAUCGCUGUCUCACGGACAACGCACCAUUGAUACAAGCCGGGUGCCGGUUGGUCGGCGUAUUGCCGGAUGACCUUCGCAUCAAAUCUACUUUACUUACCUGGUUCAUUUCACGUCAGCUGGGCGAAUAUCGCGAACUCUUCGAUCCAACGCAAACCGCCGCUUGGAUUGACAAGGUCGACCACCGCUACGCAUGGUUGCGGUCCAAUCUACCCACUAUCGAACGAAAAUUUCAGACUAUCUUUCCUCCGGGUUGGCACGUAACAGAAGAAUUAUGUGUUGAAUUUUGCCGUAUUACCAAAGCCGACUUGGAGACUGUUAUGAAACGCCGCCAAGCAGAGCUGACACAUAAUCUUAUCAUAUUUGGAUUGCAGCGUACUCUUGCUUUUGAAUCGAGUCUAAAUAAAGUAUACGGAACUUACAAGAUCUCUUCCAACCCAGAACCUAGUUUGAGUGAUGUGUUGUCAAAUAAAAAGGCUAAGCCGAGAAAGUCACUGAAUCCCUUCGACGACGAUGAUGUUGAGGAAUCUGCUGCAGGGGAACAACGGCCACUCAACGCGUCAUCGACAGCAGACGAACAUGAACCCACGGACGAUUCUGGCUGGAAGAAAUUACCCUUUGACGGGUUGAUAUCGAGCUGCUUUGAUGCACAUUUCGACCUAUAUUUGAACCACGUUGAGAAGGUGCUUCGCGAUCAAUUGCACAAUCGUUUGAUUGGGGAUUUCACCGUGAACAAAUCCACUUUGGUUAAUCGUGAAUCCGUUGACACUUUUAAAUUUGCAGAGGGUGCCACAUCGGCUUCCGGGAGCGAUUCCGGUGAGAAUACGUUGUCUUCUGCCACCGAGCUGUUUCUACUGUACAAGCAAAUUGUUAAGCAAACCUUGCAGCUGAAUCGUGGCAGCGGAUUUCUUGGUCUUGUGCGUCUGCUCCGUCAAUACUUAUCGGAGUACGCGGUUGCCGUUCUACUCGCCCAAGUCCCUGGUAUACACUUACCCUCUCUCACCAUCGGCGCAGCUGGUGCCGGUUGGUUUGCGCCGGAUGUGACCUCAAAAGUGGCCGCCUUUAGUAUUGGUGGCCUCUCCGCUCUCGGAAUUGGACGUAGCCAAACCCCAGGUACUAUUCCCUCGGACGGCUCAAAAUCUCACACUCGUAACCCCACCGUCCCCUCGGAUCAAAGCGGUGUUUCAGCAAACCAGCUCUUUGCAAAUCUAUUGCGAGAUGACCAACCACUGGCGCGGCUCACCGCAGAGGACAUUCAUCGUGUUUGUAUCAUACUGGUUACUGCGGCGUUUUGUUUGAAAACCGUGGAAGAUUUGGAGAGGCGCCUAAAAUUGGAAGUCAGACCACCUAGCUGGAACUAUAAAAUUUCCUUCGCAUCCGAGGUGGAUGCCUUUGCUGCAUGUCGGUCUGUGUGCGUCCACCGAUUAGUGUCCGAUUUGGAAUCUGUAGCUGAACCUCAGCUGGCAGCCAUGGCACGUUUACCAUGGAACAAUGUGGCCCAAGUUGGUGACCAAAGUGUCUACGUGACUGAGAUUGUGAAACACUUGCGUUCCCAACUUCCCCUCAUUCGUGAUGUUCUCUACAGUGUGCGUGCAACGUUCACUCAGAUUUGUAUCAAAUUUGCCGGCGCACUCAUCUCUCGGUUUAUUGCCUCCCUUUAUCGCUGCAAACCCUUGAACACGUUUGGCGCGGAGCAGUUGCUUUUGGACACGCAGUCUCUCAAAUCGGCUUUGCUUCAAAUGCCAGUGUUCGGGGCCAAAUUCCCUCAAGUUCCACCAAAAAGCUUCACCAAUCUGGUUCAUGAAGGAAUGGGUAGGGCAGAGCGUAUCAUCAAAGCUGUCAUGCUUCCGGUGGGUUCAUCGGGGCUUUCCUCGUCCUCCACCACUACCGACACUUCCAGCGGUUUCAUCAUGGGUCCUGUUGACUCACGUGCAGCGGAAGUGUUUCUGGCCAGCUAUCGGCAGCUGUUACCGGACGCCACUCCGACUGACCUGCAAAAGGUUCUCGAAAUGAAGGUUGGUGACCUUUUCGUAACUGGUUACACUCUUAUUUUGUCUGUUGCAUACCCCUUCUUAUACAUGUGA